This is a messenger RNA of Dunckerocampus dactyliophorus (ringed pipefish), 3387 nucleotides long. RefSeq names its product receptor-associated protein of the synapse, 43kD (gene rapsn). The record is from RefSeq and is a predicted model, not a curated record. Gene Ontology annotation, molecular function: protein-membrane adaptor activity; acetylcholine receptor binding. Gene Ontology annotation, cellular component: synapse. Gene Ontology annotation, biological process: chemical synaptic transmission. The transcript has 8 exons. Bases 371 to 1642 code for a protein of 423 amino acids. Lineage: Eukaryota; Metazoa; Chordata; Actinopteri; Syngnathiformes; Syngnathidae.
AUUCUGGGAGAUUGCUGCUAGCACUCUGCUAGGAAACGUGUUUCUUUGGCGUUUUUCAGCCGCAAAUAUGAGGAAGAACUUUGAAAUGCUUCAUGCUGAGGGAGGAUUAUUGCGGGGUUAAAUGGGGGAAGAUAUUUCCAUGCCCUCCACUUUACCACAAAGUCACUGGUGAUAAUGGUCUUGGUGUGUCGCCGCUCGACUUUGUUGGAUCUGGUUUCCUUUCAGCGCAGCCGGAGCUGAGAGAUCUGGAUGUGCUGGGCCUUCUGGCAGCGACCUCUCAGGGGAUCAUCUUCAAGGGAUCUUCUUCUGUGUUUUGCAUGGCAGAGAUCUGCUUUCCUGCUGCCCCGCUAAAGUCGCAUGGCCUAAACGAAUGAAUAUUUUUAUGAGGCACCUCGGAGCAGAGAUGGGCCAGGACCAAACCAAGCAGCAGAUCGAGAAGGGCCUGAGGUUGUACCAGUCCAACCAGACUGACAAAGCGCUGCAAGUGUGGACAAAAGUGUUGGAGAAGACCUCAGAUCCUGGAGGAAAGUUUCGGGUUUUGGGAUGCUUGAUCACAGCUCACUCGGAAAUGGGGAAAUAUAAAGAUAUGCUCAAGUACGCCUUGGAUCAAAUCGACACGGCCAGAGAAAUGGAGGACCCCGACUACCUGACCGAGGGUUAUCUGAACUUGGCGCGCAGCAACGAGAAGCUGUGCGACUUCCACAAAACGGUAUCCUAUUGUAAGACCUGCUUAAACAUGCAGGGCACCACUGUCAGCCUGCAGCUCAACGGUCAGGUAUGUCUCAGCAUGGGCAACGCCUUCCUGGGCCUCAGCCUCUUCCAGCAAGCUUUGGAGAGCUACGAGAAGGCCCUGCGCUAUGCACACAACAAUGACGACAAGAUGCUGGAGUGCAGAGUCUGCUGCAGUCUGGGAAACAUCUACAUCCACCUGAAGGACUAUGAGAAAGCCCUGUUUUUCCCCUGCAAAGCGGCUGAGCUGGUCAACGACUACGGCAAAGGCUGGAGCCUCAAGUAUCGAGCCAUGAGUCAGUACCACAUGUCCGUAGCCUACAGGAAGCUGGAGCGCCUGCCAGACGCCAUGGAAUGCUGCGAGGAGUCUAUGAAAAUCGCCCUGCAGCAUGGCGACCGUCCUCUGCAGGCCCUGUGCUUGCUAAACUUUGCAGACAUACACCGCUACAGGCGGGACUUUGACAAAGCAUUCCCUCGUUACGAGUCGGCGUUAGGCAUCAUGACUGAGAUUGGGAAUCGUCUUGGACAAGGUCACGUGCACCUGGCCGUCGCAAAGUGCUGGCUUCUGCUGAAGGAAUAUGAUAAGGCUCUUGAUUCGUUAGAGCGAGCACAGGCGCUGGCAGAUGGAAUGGGAAACAAGCUGUGCACGCUGAAGGCCCACUGUUUGAGGGAAGGCAUCUACAGGAGCCAGGGGAGGCAGGAGGAGCUGCGCGAGCAGGUGGUGAAGUUCCUGCAGUGUGUGGAGGAGCUGGAACUCUACUGCGGCAUGUGCGGAGAGUCCAUCGGGGACAGGGACCAAAAGCUGCAGGCCUUACCCUGUUCCCACAUUUUCCACCUCAAGUGUCUGCAGACUAACGGGACAAAAGGCUGUCCCAAGUGUUUCAAGAACUCCAUGAAGCCGGGGUUUGUGUGAUUGCGCCACCGUGUUUGUGCUCAUCGAUGUCCAAACACGGCGCCUUGAUGCCUGAGAGGCUGCUGGCUGGUCUAAAUGAAGCGGGAGCGGCCUCGGGAAGUGAUGAAGGGAGUUUGAGGAGGGCCUCACAUGCGGCCAUGUGCUAGAAGGAUGCUGAACUGAAGCGGACGUCCUCACUUCUGAGGACACAAUGAAGGUAUGUUUUACUGACAUCAGUCUGGAGAGACUGAGGAGGACACUGGAGGUAGAAGUGCCACUCGACACAUUUUAUUACAGGCUGGAAUAGUCCCACUCUGUCUGUAGAGAGGAAUGUGGACUAUUCAGUACUUUACAAUUUAAGCCAUGCUAUUCUAAGCAAAAUCACUGUAUUAUAAAAGGAUGACAUGUCUUUAUUUACACCUAUUUAUGCAUAUUAUCAUGUGUUUUCUUGUUAUUUUCUUCUUGUACAGACUGUACCAUCAUGAGGUGUAGUGCAAAAACUUAACCAGACUCUCAUGUCUUUACAAAACUUGCAUACAGCUGUUUUCUCCAUAUUUAUUGAGAUGAAAGAACCGGGUCGACACACAUUGUGUUCUUCAUAGAAAUUCCUUGUUUUCUUUUCCACAUCAACAGUGAAGGAAAUCUACUGGUUGGUUGCUUCAAUAUGGGUUUGUCAUGUAUGUAGUCAUAUGUAAAUAGUUAUCGAUUGAUUAAAUAAUGUGAGGAGCUUUAGAAUGGAGGACUCUGCAUGUCAGAUCUUGCAUGUUUCAUUAACUAUAGAACACCAUACAACUACAAUGAAUAAUCCAAAUCUCUGUAGUGGUGGCUUUACUGACUUGGGAAUUUGCAUUUAAUUAAAUUAUUUAGCUGAUCUCAAACUCAUUAUGUAUUUAUUAUUUAUUUUUUUAACAUUGGGGUUGGAUAAAACAUUAGAAACGUGAUGCAUUGCCUUUAUACACCACUGCAGACUAAAACAACUGUAAUAAUAGAAAUCUGUACAUUUGCAAAGGCAGCACUUUUGAUACACAGCUCUUGCAUUGGAGCUGAUUAGUGUACAGGGGUGGCUAAUGUGUACUUUCUUUGACAUUUGUUUGCAAUGCUUUCAAACCAUCACCGUUUUAAAGUUCAAAGCUUGCAAACAAUUGAAUUCUAUUGAUGCCCCAUCACGAAACGUGAUACAUUGUUGUUUUAAAUAAACCAAACCACUUCAUCAGCUCACCACGUCAAUGUAAGAAUAAACUACCUCUACAUCCUGUCAUGUUAAACAGAGCACACAUUCAGAUCAUAACAAUCCCAGUGAUAGCUGUCGUUGUCAGUGGAAUAAUAACGACUUACAAAUUCAAGGAUUUGAACACAUUUUGACAAAAGCAGGGUUUUUCAAAGUGUGCGGUGACCUCCCUUGGAGGCACCAGUAGACAUCAUUGAAGGAACAGACAAAGAAUUUGAGUCCGGGGUGAGCAGGAAACUCCGCAGAACAGUUUUCUAGGGGGCAAGGGAUGCUCCAAACGUGUUACAUUCUCUGAGGGACCACACUUUGAAGAGCCCUGUUCUAAAUGUAACACUAACACUUGUAUUCGUAUUCUUAUCUCAAACAUGGCGGCACAAAGUGUUGCAUAUAUUACCUGUCUGCCUCCCUUAUGUGCUACAUUGUGUUUUUAUGUGUAUGAAUGUAUUCAGUUGUCCAGUGCAAUGUAUCUUGUUUACAAAAUAAAAGAUGGAAAAAAAAAAAAGACAUUGUGGUAGAAUUCACACCACUUUAUUCCAAC